GAACUCUCACCUCAGACGCUGAGCCCGUUGACGCGUCUCUCGCCACCUUGAAUCAAUCUCCCUAGCACUGCGUCAGAGGAUGGCGUUCCAGUUCCCUUUUCCCUUCUCUCUGCAGGGCGCUCUGCGCCCCGGUCUGUUCAUUGUCUCGAUGUGCAAUGACAGCGGAUGUAUCCACAGUCGCACUUGCCCCAUGACCUUUCAUCAACAACCUUUGGUCAGCGAUCCCGUCCAGAUACACGCGCCAAAUGGAAUUCCUGUCGUGCAGGCGAAGCAGAGAAAAUCCUCAGUGUCCAUCAAGGUCUGUCACUUCCAUCGCCAGAACCGAUGCACCAAGGGCGAACAUUGUCCGUAUUCGCAUGCCGAGCCAUCGAUGUCGAGCAGUGCUGCGGAUGUGGCCUCCGGAUCCCAGACGAAACCAGAAUCAGAUGGUACUCCAGAGAUCAAGACCGAGGAAGACUCGCAGGAUCUGGGCAGAGGGACUGAGUCUGCGCAAGAUGGAGGAGAUGACCUCAAUGGCCCUGUAUCGGGGCCAUCUCCUGAUGCGAAUGAACGUCUCGACGCUGCUCGACAUUCUCCAACGCUUACAGCUCCUCUUGAGAACACAGUGGACGAUAUCUGGCAACAAGAGACAGUCCCGUCUUCAGAACCUGCGCCUGAGGUCGAGUCUGCUUUUCUGGAGGCUGCUGACGCGCCAGAUGGUCCAUCAACAGAUACCAUGCCAGAUCCGCGAGCCCCGUGCAAAUUUUUCUUGCAGGGGGCAUGCACCAGUGGCACUCACUGUCGGUUCAAACACGAAACGGACCCUGAGCCUAAGCUUCAACGCUGCUUAUGGUUUCCCAGCGGGAACUGCUUGAAAGGCGACGCCUGUCCAUUCUCCCACGACCUCGGUGCUGCAUCCGAAGCCUCUGAAAACGACCCGCGCAAGACUCAGUGCAAAUUCUUCGCAGCCGGUCAUUGCGGUCGGGGGAAGAAAUGCCUGUUUCUUCACGGAGAUCCGACAAAUGAAGUCUGUCGGGCUUUCAUGCGCGGUGAAGUGUGCCCCUUCGGUAACGAGUGCCGCUUUAGCCACGACGCGGAGGCGCUGCAAAGCCAAGAAUCCAACACAGAAGAGAUCGCGUCGGGAUCUUGGUGGGAACAGGAGAACGACCAGAGUGGGGGAUGGGGUGAUACUGCAUCAACAUGGGCGACUGAAGGAGACAGCAAGGGAGCUGAGAAAUCCUGGGAAACACCUUGGCCGGAGGAACCGCCUGUCAGCAUCAUCAAGAGCCGAAGACAUUGCAUAUUCUUCGGGCAAGGAUAUUGCAAAGAGGGCGACAGAUGCCGACAUAGACACGAUCGAAACACAGAGCCAGAGCCUGUGCAACCUGUUGUGAGUAAAUCGUUGUCGGCAGGAGAAGAAACGAUGGAAUCGGUUGCUCUGCGGACGAUUUACAACUGUUCCGUCGAAUUCGGACCCGGGGCGAGCGCCCACAUCCAAAAUACGGCCUUUGAAUCCAGGACUGUCGUUUUGUCCCACUUUCCCUCCGGCACCAACGUGGAUGACUUGGCUGCAUUUGUUGAACCCCACGGUACGAUCACGAAUCGUGUUAUCCGACUUGUUGGAGGGCGCCUGAAUGCGUAUUUUGACCUGGAGAAUGCACAGCAAGCGUUGACCGCAAGAGCCCAUCUCAACGGCUUGGUGAUUGAGGACAAGAUCGUAGCUGCCGAACUUGAAUGCGAUGGGAAACUGGGGGGCUCAGUGCACGAGCCAGGAACACCGCGGCAUCUGAAACUUGUAUGGGAUGCACCGAGUACCAUCGCAUGGGCCUUUUACCGGACAGUCUCCAAGGCGAAGGAAGCGGCGGCUGCGCUGGAUGGAUUGACCGUUGGAGAGCGCAAGAUCGUCGCUAAAUACCGCUCCCAGUCGCGUGGUCAGCAGGACCGCGUGCCUGUUCUGCUCGAGAAUCUUCCUGCGCAAGUCUCCCGGGAGGAGCUCACCUCAAUCUGCGAACACACAGGUCCUACCUCGAUCAACCCGAGCGAGCCAAACUACACGCAAUCUCCCGAGCACGACAUCCGCACACUUCUUGAACAGCUGGGGGUUGUCACCUUGUUUGAGCUCAUGCCAACUUUGCCAUCCGAGAGCAAAGUCACGGCAUUCGCCGAGUUUCUUUCUCCCUCCACGAUCGCAAAAGCUACGGCCUACUUGAAGGGCAGAAAACACCCGUUCUUGGGUGACCGUGAUAUCAAAACUCAGGCCGUCUUCUUUUCCAGAUACACACUGCCCGAGAGCCAUUUUCCUUUCGGGCUCAUCCGGGAUGCCGUAAACGGCUGCGACCUGGGCAACAAUGUUCGCUGUUACGACGAGACACGGACCGUGCUUCUGUUCCAUCGAGAUUCUGCGGACGCAGCCAAGCUGCGGGAAACGGUCCAAGCACUCGUUUUGGGGGCAGAGAUUCCCUUUCCGGAUCCGUAUUUUUCGAUGGCAAGCAGCGACGGGCCUCUCCAGCGGCUGAACGACAAAGAUCCAGCCGUUUUCAUUCGCUGUGACAGACGCUGUCGCGUCCUUCGCAUCUGGGGAGACCGGUCAAAAGCCGAGGCGCAGAUUGCAAAGCUGCUGAAGACCGUGAACGAGCAGCGAUGCGUACUCGACAUAUCUGAUGUGAUCUCCCACCUUGCGACAGGAGGAGGGGGCCUGCAGAGCCUGCAGGCCCAGUGCGGUUCUACGAAGAUCACGUGCGAUAUUCGCUCCAAGACGCUGACCGUAUUGGGCGAGCAGAAAAUGCGAGACGAGGUCAGUGCCGCAGUGCUCAGCUGGGGGCUUCGAGAGUCGCUCCCGCCGGGCGACUGCAUGCUGUGUCGCACUGAUCCGACCCACCCUGUGGAGCUUCCCUGUGGACAUCGCUACUGCUCUGGUUGCCUGGACAUUCUCCUGUCGCCGGCGUGCGAUUUCGCGCCCUACUGCUGCGACUGUUCAGCGGAGAUCCCGCUGUCCCUGAUAGUAGCGUGUCUGCCCCCCGAAGAAUGCGAGCGAGCCUUCGAGGGGUCCCUGCUCAGUCUCGUCCGAUCCCAGGACGACCUGCAUUUUUGUCCAUUCGGGUGUCCCGUUGUGUUUCGCAGCGCAGACAUCCCCUCAACGCACUACGAAUGUCCGGAGUGCAGGAUGGAGCUGUGUGCAAGAUGCGCGCAACCAGUGCAUUGUGGUACCACAUGUCCAUAA
Messenger RNA from Mycena citricolor, 3199 nucleotides. NCBI's taxonomy places the organism in Eukaryota, Fungi, Basidiomycota, Agaricomycetes, Agaricales, Mycenaceae. The record is from the annotation of a GenBank genome assembly.